Messenger RNA from Pimephales promelas (fathead minnow), 2183 nucleotides. The record is from RefSeq and is a predicted model, not a curated record. NCBI's taxonomy places the organism in Eukaryota, Metazoa, Chordata, Actinopteri, Cypriniformes, Leuciscidae.
UGCUGAAGGACAUGGCCGUCCCAUCAAAAUCACUUACAGGACAAAGUGCUGCGGAUGAGCUGAGUAACCUGCAGCUGGAUCAACUGGAAUUUGAGGAUGUUUCCAGCCUGUUUGCAGGUGUACCACACUCCACACCCAGAAAAACCUGUACUGUACCUACUGCAGAGUUCAAAGCCCCACUACCUUUGCAGCUCAAAAGUCCUGCUCAGACAGCUACAGGGACAAAGGCAUUGAUUGCCUUGGCACCCAGUUGGACACGUCAAUUGGACACUGCUUCAUCGUCCAUAAUGAUGCCUACCUGCAGGCAAAAAAAAAGUCUUAUCUUUGAUGAAACACAACAAAUUGAUUAUUCUGAAAUGGAUAUCAGUUCAGCAACAUCAGCCUUGGAUAUCAGCAUGGCCUCAGAACCUGCCUCUGAACCAGCCGUGGAUCCUGCUGACUCCAGUUUUGUCCCUGACACAAGCCCCUCCACCUCUACCACAGGAAGCACUGAAAGCAUUCCUGGACAACAUAGAGGAUGGAAAGAGAGAAAGUGGCUGGUAAAUGAGUCUAAACUCAUGGAACUCUUUAAAAAAUGCACUGUUUGUGGAUCUGAAAUGUGUGAUUUGAACCAAAUUGUGAAAAAAUCUGGCACAAGGAUCAGAGUAAUAUGGAAAUGUAACAGUGGACACACCGGAGAUUGGGAAUCAUGCCCAAGUGUUCGUGGAAUGGCGGAGAACAACCUGCUAUCAGCAGCAGCAACACUCUUCACCGGUGCUACCUACACAGACAUUGCUGAGUGGGCAGAGCUUUUGAACAUUCAGCUGCCCCAUAAAUCUACCUACUACAGUAUACAGUCCAGCUACCUGAUUCCAGUUAUUGCUGAAAAAUACAAGAAGCAGGAGGACACUAUAAGAGCAAGACUCAUCUGCCAGACCCUGGAUGGUGAGGGAGUACAGAUCUGUGGAGAUGGGAGAAGUGAUAGCCCAGGCCAUUCCUGCAAAUACACAACGUAUUCCUUCAUGGAUGACUCCACCAAUCAAAUUGUAACAUUUGACUUGAUUCAGGUGACCCAGGCCAAAAGUUCUGUUGCCAUGGAGCCAAUCGGUUUCAAGAAAGGAUUAGAAAAGCUCCUAGAUGAAGGAAUCAAUGUAAAAGUUGUCACAACUGACCGACAUCCCUCUAUCAGGAAAAUAAUGAGGGAGGAUUUUCCAAAUAUAGAACACCAAUUUGAUCCAUGGCAUACUGGAAAAGGAAUUAAAAGAAAAUUGGUUUUGGCAUCCAAUCGCAAGAACUGUAUGGCCCUUGCUCCUUGGAUAAAGAGUGUGAUCAAUCACAUGUGGUGGAGCUGUAGCUCAUCUAAAGGAGAUUCAAAGGAAUUGUUGAGACGAUGGAAGUCAAUUCUCCAUCAUAUCUGCGGGGUCCAUCGCUGGGAAGAAGAUGGCAAGGAACAUACAUGCUACCACACUGAACUGCCAGCGAACGAGCAAAGGAGGAAGAAAUGGUUGGCCGAAGACUCCCCUGCCUACAAUGCCCUUUAUGAAGUGGUGAUGAAUGCACGCCUCCUGAAAGACCUGGAACAAAUGGCACUGUUCAAACACACCGGACAACUUGAAGUCUACCAUAAUGUUCUUCUAAAAUACUGUCCCAAAAGAUUGCACUUUGAAUAUGCAUCAAUGCAAGCACGAACAAUGUUGGCAGUCAUGGACCAUAACGAGAACCACGAAACACAACGUGAACAAGCAAAAACAGCGUCUGGACUCCAAAGACACAAUGUGAUAUUCCAAAAACAAUCCAAACAAUGGAUUGCCCGACCAGUCUACCAGGAAACUACACAGACUUUCAGGAAUGAAUUGAUGGACGCAGUCAUUCAGAGAAGGCUGGAUCCAACGGUGAAAUACCAAGACCCCUUAUCGCAUGUCAAAGUUCCACGUUUGGCUGCUAACAUCGCCACAGUUUCAAAACCCAGGAAGGAGGAUGUCAUUGCCGGACACACAUCAAGAUUCACAGGUUCAGACUCAUAAUGGUAUCUGAGAUGGUUAUAAAUAAAUAAAGGGACACCCACCCCACCCACCUAUCAUUCUUUAGUCCUGCUUUUCACUAUGUCACCACUGCCACCCAAAGUGCCUUUUUGUUAUUCUUGUAUAUAGUUUUUGGUUAUUGUGGUACAGCAAUUGUAAAAUAAAUAAGAAUAUUUCUCAUUA